Molecule: messenger RNA, 4074 nt
Organism: Toxotes jaculatrix (banded archerfish)
Lineage: Eukaryota; Metazoa; Chordata; Actinopteri; Toxotidae
Product: apelin receptor B-like
Exons: 1
Coding region: 90-1166 (358 amino acids)
Biological process (GO): immune response; G protein-coupled receptor signaling pathway
Cellular component (GO): membrane
Molecular function (GO): G protein-coupled receptor activity
Source: RefSeq, a predicted model, not a curated record
UCAGAGUGCUGUCAGCUGCUGUGGAUCUAUUGGCAACAAACAGGCGUUUUUCUUCCUUCUAAAAAAAGGAUAAGAAGAGCAGAAAGAAAAUGGAGAUGGAGCCAACUGAAGGUCCUUAUGAGUACUACGACUACGAGGAGACGGAAAACUCCACCAUGUGUGACUAUUCUGAGUGGACGCCGUCAUACUCUGUCAUCCCUGUGCUCUACAUGCUCAUUUUCAUCCUCGGCCUGUCUGGAAAUGGGGUGGUCAUCUUCACCGUGUGGAGAGCCCAGGGUAAGCGGCGAGCUGCUGAUGUCUACAUAGGCAACCUUGCCCUGGCUGACCUCACCUUUGUGGUCACUCUGCCUCUGUGGGCCGUUUACACGGCCAUGGGCUACCACUGGCCCUUUGGAAUGGCCCUUUGCAAGAUCAGCAGCUAUGUGGUCCUGCUCAACAUGUAUGCCAGCGUCUUCUGCCUCACCUGCAUGAGCUUUGACCGCUACCUGGCCAUCGUCCACUCAUUGUCCAGCACCCAGCUGCGCACCCGUGGCCACAUGCGAGGUUCCCUGACAGCCAUCUGGCUGCUGUCUGGUCUCUUGGCCGCCCCGACUCUGGUUUUCCGCUCCACAAGAUAUGAACCAACCAGCAACCGCACAUCCUGCGCCAUGGACUUCAGCAUGGUGGUGGUAAACAAAGAGCAAGAGAACCUGUGGAUCGCCGGUCUCAGCAUCUCGUCUUCAGCUCUGGGCUUUCUUCUGCCUUUCUUGGCAAUGAUGGUGUGCUAUGGCUUCAUCGGCUGCACUGUCACCCGUCACUUCAACACUCUGCGCAAAGAGGACCAGCGUAAGAGGAGACUGCUGAAGAUCAUCACCAUACUGGUAGUGGUGUUCGCUGCCUGCUGGAUGCCCUUCCACGUUGUGAAGAGUGCUGACGCCCUCUCCUACCUCGACCUGUUUCCCGCCACCUGUGACUUCCUGCGCUUCCUGCUGCUGGCUCACCCCUACGCCACCUGCCUGGCCUACGUCAACAGUUGCCUCAACCCCUUUCUCUACGCUUUCUUUGACCUGCGCUUCAGAUCCCAGUGUCUGUGCCUACUUAACCUGAAGAAGUCCUUGCAUGCAAGCCCUGCCAGCUCCCUGUCCUCUCAGAAGACAGAGGCUCAGUCUCUGGCCACGAAGGUGUGACGACAGCUGAGGGCCCAGAGGCAUGCUGGGGAAGAGGUGAACAAUGCAGAACAGUGCAGGUAAAUCAGAACUUUACGGCGCUGGGUGCUUCCUCGCAGACCGUCUGCGGUCCAUUUCAGGGUGCCACCUUAGCUCCCCUGUGACUCUGUGGACUACUGUGGGCAUUUGUCUGAAGAUGACUUUUGGAUUUUGGGUCUGACCACACUCCAACUCCAGCCUCACUAUCAGAAGCAGGGAAGAAUAACUCACAGACUUUGUAAUUUGUUGGAAAAAGUGGAAUGUACUUUAAAAGGACUAAACACCCAUGUGUUUCUCUUGGUUCUCCUGUGGACUAUGUGCAAAGUACUGAGCUUUGAACUCUGAAAUCCUGUCUUCAAGUCCCAGUGAAGUGUGUUACUCAUGCAUUUUGCCCCUGCUGUUCUUGUUUUCAUUUGUAAGCACUUGAGGUGUGAUAUCUACCAGACUACCCCGCUCUCCAGCUCAGUGUGUAGUAUAUGCACCACAGCCAGCAGUGUAAAGUCUGUUAGUGUGUGUGUCUGCGUGAGUGUGUGUAGGAAGGGUGUGCUAGUCGGUGAGAGGUGUUGGAGUCUGAUAAGAGUGUUGUAAGGAGAGACGGGGAUAGUGUGGGGGCGGGGGCGGGGGGGGGGGGAGUCCCAGACAGACAGACAGAUGGCAGCUGACAAAUGCUUUCAGGCUGGUGGAGGGCCCAAUUAAAAGGUGACUGCUUUGACAGUCUGCUGAUGUGUGAGUGUGUGUGUGUGUGUGUGUGUGAAGGAAUGAGUUUUGCCUGUGUUUGUUGAGCAUCAGAAUGACAAUGAAUUUGUUCCAAGCAAAUACAUGAAAGAACUUUGUGAAUACGCAUUAUUUUGAAUUCAUGUCUAUGAUUUGUAAUUAAAAAAAGAAAAGACGGUGCUCUGAAAAAAAAAGCCACAAACAUUUUCUCUCUGGUGUCACUCUGUUACUUGUGAUAGCUUGUUAAGUUUUGCUGGAAUGUAUUUUCUCCCAUCCAGUGAAUGUGCUUCUUCCUGUUGGUGCAUUGCUGAGGGGAGGCAGUCUCCCUACCAUUGUGUUUCGCAGGGUCAAAAUCAAAGCAUGUGUCUUGACAGGAAAUGCAUGUUCAACUUCUAUUUCCUUCUCCCAGCAUGUUUGUUUCUUCUCUUCUUACAAUCUGCUCUCACAAGCAAUCAGUGAGUACAAAAGUUUCUAAAUUGCCAUUGACAUUUGGCUUUGUCCCAAAGAUGUUGCCCAAGUGUUCAGUACCACAAUUUAAGGAUUCUUCUAAAAGAGUCUUUCAGUCCCCAUAUUAUAGCCAGUUGGUAUUUCAUGCUCUACUGUGUAAUAGUCAAAUGUGUGGACUUUAGCAAACAAACACUACAACAGGUUGUUGAGCUUUGAAUUAGAAUUCAGUGAUUAACCAAUUCCGACUGUAAUGAGCUUUUUACAGGACAUAAUCAGUGACGGCAGGGAGACAGAGGGAUUGGACUAAUCCUUGGUUACUGAUUUGUAGUGCGAGUCGACUGUUGUUGCCUGUGUAAUACCUGUGGUGGAGAAUGGCUUAGUCUAAAUCAGCUACAAUUACAGAACAACGCAGAGUGGCCAUUUUGGACAAUUGUAAUCAAAGUCAGACUACUCACAGAAGGAAGACUUCAUCUGCACCUUUAAUCUCAGACAGGUGAAGUCUGAAAACUUCCUAGUCAGAAGAAGAGAAAGAAAUACAACAGCUGCAGCAACAUUCACUCUGCUCUCCUUCAUCAGUGUCUCAGCAUUCCUCAAUCUCACGCAAGCCGGGACACAAACACAGACGCGCAAACAAUAUCUUUGUUAAAUAGAUCUCUGGAUUUAGUCUAGAAAGUUUGUACAUAUAAAAGACUCAGUCACAUACUCUAACAAGCUAAAAUGAAACAAUAAAAAUUGAGACAAAGGUACAAUUAAAAGUGAAUUAAAUAAGCACUGUCCAACAGUCUGUGCAACAAUGGGUUUUAUUGGUGAAACAGCAUACAGUAGUAGUUUAAAAUUCCAUCCAUCAGCUUUUUUUUUUACAAGAUGACUUGUCACAUUAUUCUCCACCUGUCAGCAUCAAAUUCAAAGCCCAAUGUGAAAGAUAAUCUGGAUAGAUUAUGUUCAUGGGUUUUCAAGUUUUAUGAAGCUAAUGUGAUCAUGUUACAAGAUUUCAUGGCAUGAACUUUGCCAGGGCUAGAAACAAAUUUGCCACGAGAGGAAAGAGAUUUAUGCCCUUUAGUCCUCUAUAGACCUGGUGUUUGUCUGAGAGGACUGAAAUGAUUACACAAAUGUUUUCAUUCCUCUGUAAUAACAGAGUGUGAAAAUUAAGUGUGUCUACACUGGGAGCAGGCUUGCCGCAGGGAAUCCCAGGGGUAUAAACAGUCCUCAUUUUCCACUUCCAAGAAAUGACGAACAACUAGAAUUUAAAAUUCACCCACCGGCAUUAAUGGUCAUUUAACCCUUGCUUUAACCAGUACUUAAUAAAUAACUGUGUUCUCUGAUAUAACUGAUAGACAGAGAAAGUGAUUGAGUUUGAUUGAGUAAUUUCUUCAUCUAAGCAGGCAACAGUAGGUCGGCCUGUGCAAAUGCGAGUGCCAGUGUUGUCUGAAAACACACCUGAGGAAAAAAAUAAAUAAAUCAAAACUCCAUAAAAUAACAGAUAACAAACUCACACCACUAAUUAUAUCCAUAAAAUUAUCUUGUAGACACCACUGUCAACAUUUGACACAACUGUUUUUUAAUCACGUCAAACUGCAUAGAUCUGCUUUACUUUGAACUAAAUCUAUAUAUUGCACACUAAAUGUCUAAAAAGUCCUUCCCCAGUGGAAGUAAAGAAACCAGUUAAAGGAUAAGUCAGCAAUUAUCCUGAGAAGUAUUUUUUACCUAAGAGAUUAUCCAGAUGAAACUG